Molecule: messenger RNA, 1601 nt
Organism: Zootoca vivipara (common lizard)
Lineage: Eukaryota; Metazoa; Chordata; Lepidosauria; Squamata; Lacertidae
Gene: PAK1IP1
Product: PAK1 interacting protein 1
Molecular function (GO): protein binding
Source: RefSeq, a predicted model, not a curated record
CGCCACCCAAUACGAGGAGAUCGAACGGGAAGCGUCAGUGACGACCGCAGCGCACGCACGCUGGUGGCACAGUCUUCCGGCUCCUGAUCAGGCGGGAGAAAUAGACAACCCCAUGCAGCACAGCUAUUAAGGACCCCCGCGUCAUUAGGCGUCGCCGAAAGGCCGAGAAAUGGAGCUGUUAGGGGGCUGCUACGAACAGGUGCUUUUCGGGUUCGCGAUACAGCCGGGCGAGAAAUGGUCAGCUGUUCCUGAUUUCACCCACCAUGCUCACACUGCUUCACUGUCCGCAGUAGCUGUGAAUGACAGAUAUGUAGUCACUGGCAGCAAGGAUGAAACCAUACAAAUCUACGACAUGAAAAAGAAAGUAGAACAUGGUGCACUGAUGCAACACGAUGGCACUGUAACCUGCUUGGAAUUCUAUGGAAGUUCACAUUUAUUGAGUGGAGCCGAGGACGGUUUAAUAUGCAUUUGGAACACAAAACGAUGGGAGUGCUUAAAGUCCAUUAAGGCACACAAGGGACAUGUGACAUCUUUUUCUAUUCAUCCUUCUGGGAAGUUAGCUUUGUCAGUAGGAACAGACAAGACGUUAAGAACAUGGAACCUUGUAGAAGGAAGAUCUGCAUUCAUAAAAAAUAUAAAACAAAAUGCGCAUCUUGUUAAAUGGUCACCCAGUGGCGAGGUAUACGUGGUAGUUAUAGCUAACAAAGUGGAUAUAUACAACCUUGAAACUGCUUCUAUUUCUGGCACCAUUGUUGCAGAAAAGAGAAUAUCUUCAGUAAAGUUUCUUACAGAUUCCAUACUUGCCAUUGCAGGAGAUGAAGAAUUUGUACGGUUAUUUGAUUGUGAAUCUCAAAAGUGCCUUUGUGAAUUUAAAGCUCAUGAAAAAAGAGUAAAAGAGAUCUACACUUUUGAAAUGGAAGGCUUACAUAUUCUGGUGACUGCAUCGAGCGAUGGAUACCUUAAGAUGUGGAGUCUUGAUCUUGAGAAGAUUAGUAAUUCCCCAUCAUUGCUGUGUGAAGUCAAUACUAAGGCCAGGCUUACAUGUUUAGCAGUUUGGCACAAAAGAGAUUCAGAAACCGAGAAGACCCCCAAUGAAGCCACAACAUCCUCUCAAGCACAUGAAGAGGAGCAACCAUUGAUAAAGAAAAAGAAAAUUGGUUGGGCUGAGUGUGAUAAGUCAUCAGAGGGUGAUGGCCAAGAAACCCUCAAGAAAGGAAAAUCUGCUGGUGUACAGCAAAAGAAGAAAAAGAUAAUGCAGAGAUUAAUGUGAAUAUGUCGCUACCAUUUGCAAUUCUAAUCCUAUAAUAAAUUGCCACCAACCAGAGUACACUUGAUUUCCAGCAUAAUUUUUCAUGGCAAUUUGAUCUGUUAAUAUUUAUAGAAAGGAACCAUUUUUAUUUAAGCUGUGAGCAUUUCCAGAUCCUAUGACCAAAUGUUUUUUACAGAGGAGGAAACAUUUUUUGUUUUUAAAUAAAUAUUUUAUAUAAAGCACCUGAAAAGUUCUAUUGUAGUGGUUGAAUUUGUAAGUUUUGGAAGAACAAGUACAGAAAUCUCCCUAGUAUGAAAAUACUUUUUACAUAGUUGCCAAGUACCCCGUUUUC